Acanthoscelides obtectus is the source of this 403-nucleotide messenger RNA. Lineage: Eukaryota; Metazoa; Arthropoda; Insecta; Coleoptera; Chrysomelidae. The record is from the annotation of a GenBank genome assembly.
GUCAGUUGGCAAUUUUUUGUGUUAACUGCACCUUAUAAGGGAAAAAAUGCAAAUCAUCCGUCAAAAUGCGCCGCAAAGUGGUUCCACUGAUGCCAAAAUGCUGAGCGCGGUGACGAUACGACACUUUUGGGUUCUGGGCAACGCUGUGUCUGACCGCUUCAACCAAUUUAUUGGAAUGUCUUGGUCGUUGAUGAUGUCCUGUACUCAAGAAAAUUCGAAACCAAACGACGGAUAGUGUGGUCAGACGGUGCCUAUUUGCCUCGAUAUUUUCGACGAUAUGCACCUUUUGUUAACACAUCUGAAGGACGAUUUUCAAUUUACCUACAUUGUGACUAUUUCGGCGCAUUGUUUCGGUGUAAAGCGAUUCAUGACUAAAAUUGUAGUAAAUUGACGUUUCAGAAAC